Molecule: messenger RNA, 3884 nt
Organism: Drosophila mojavensis
Lineage: Eukaryota; Metazoa; Arthropoda; Insecta; Diptera; Drosophilidae
Gene: Pdcd4
Product: programmed cell death protein 4
Exons: 4
Coding region: 1093-2625 (510 amino acids)
Biological process (GO): negative regulation of DNA-templated transcription
Cellular component (GO): cytosol; nucleus
Source: RefSeq, a predicted model, not a curated record
UAACAGAUGUUACUCUCAGUGGAAUUGUUGUCGUGUGCGCUUCGUUACGGAUAUUUCAAGUCUUAUACCCCAAAUACCUUUCUUAUUGAAAAAAAAUAAUAAUACUGAAUUUUGCUAUAACUUCAGUAAAGUUGAUAUAAAAUUUUUUUUAAAGUUGACUAAAACAAAAAAAGAAAAACUAAUUGAGUUGAUAAGAAAAGUCUAAUUGGACGCCGACUUGCAGCGCGCUAAUCCAGCUCUUUCAUACAUACGUACAUACACGUGUGUGUGUAUAAGAGUGCAUUGCACGUUUUAAGCUCUUAACUACGAGGGUGUCGAAUAGGCAUUUUGACAUUAUCUGCUAUUAACGCAUAGCAUCCGUGAUCGUCAAUAUUUUUUGCAAGUUACUUAAAUCAAAAGUGAAUGGUUGAAAGCAAGAAACAAAUAUAAAAAUCAAAAAGUAUUUUUCAAUUGCAUUUUGUGUGCAUUCUAUUGCGAGCAAACCCACGCGUUGCAGAGAAAACACAGAACCACAUAUACACACACACACAAGCAAACGCAUUUACACUCACACAAAAAUCCUAUACAUACAGACGAUUUUCAACGCCAAAAGCAAGUUGCCAAACAAACAAAAACAAAACAGGCUCCAGCAGUUGCAGGCGCGCCAACAUCGUCGUCGACGUCGCUGCAUUGAGCCCAACGUCGACGUUGUUUUUGUUGUUGUCGCCGCGAGUGUGAGGACGCAAACGGACAGAGAACAAAAGGCAAUCAAAAAGUACACACGCUGAGCAACCGAUUAAGUCAAGAGCAAGCAAACUUAACAAGGAGCACAAGAAAAGUGUAGCACCUGGUCACACGGUACAAUUAACAAACUAGAGAUUGAGAAAGAGUGAGCGAUACAUAUACAUAAAUAUAAGGUUCCACGAGGGUUACGGUGAGAAGAAACUGUGUUUCUUGCUCUAACUGUUGUUGUGCAUUCCAAGAAGAAACAGCAGCGAGAAAAAUCCCAAGCGAUAGAGGGAAAGGGAAAGGAGAGAAGAGAGUGUGUGUGUAUUCAAAGUAGGAUCAAAGCGGAUAGUAUAUAAAGGAAGUGAGAGAUCAGAAAACAGCAGAAUGGAACUGGAGUCGAACACCAACCAGAAAGCUAACGGCGACGUUGCCAGCAAUGGCGGCUCCGACUCAAAGGAGAGCUCCGUGGAGCGGGAACUGAAUGGCGAGAUUGAGGCGGUAGAGCUGAACGGCGGGCCCUCGAAUGGGCACAAUCACAUCAAGAAGCCCUUGCCCGUGGGUGACGGCCAUGAUGGCCGCAUCAAGCGAAAGGCCAAGCGCCUCAUCCAAAGACAGAACAGCGGUAGUGGCAGCGGUACAUCUGCCACAUCCCUAACCAAUGGCGUCGCUACUGCUGGAGGCGGGGUUCUUCCGAGCAUCGCCAGUACCACGGUGUCGUCGCUGGCCAACGGCAUAUUGCCAUCCGGUACGGGCUACGUGGUGCCGCAUCGGCGCUGGAAGAAUAGCCGGAGAUCCCGUAAUUUGACACGUGGGCGGGGCCUGCCCAAGAAGGGCGGCGCCGGCGGCAAAGGAGUCUGGGGAUUGCCCGGAUCGGAGGCGCUGGCCGAGGUGUACGAAGAUGAGAAUGAUCCCAACUAUGACAGCGAGGUCAACGAUCGGAAUGUGGAGCUACGCGAGGUCAUCACCGAACUCACGCCCGAAGAAUUCUUCAAGCUCGCCGAGCCGAUCGUGCUCGAGUACUACGAGCAUGGGGACACCCACGAGGUGGCCGUCAGCUUUGACGAGAUCUUGCAGAGCCCGCUGCGAGAAUACAUCACCAGCAUCCUGGUCGAGAUUGCGAUGGACCACAAGGACUCGCAGCGGGAGAUGACCUCGGUGUUAAUCUCAGAUCUCUAUGGCCGCGUUAUCACCGGCAAGGACAUCGAGAAGGGCUUCAACAUGGUGCUAGCCAAUCUGCCCGAUCUCAUACUGGACACACCCGAGGCACCAGUCAUGCUGGGCAACUUCAUGGCCAGAGCCAUAGCCGACGACUGCAUGCCGCCGAAGUUCGUCAGUCGACCUGAGGAGCACCAGCAGAUGAACGAAUACGCCGAGCAGGCGCUGCGCCGGGCCGAUGCGUUGCUCCACAAGCAGGUGUGGGCCCAUCUGGAUAACGUCUGGGGCAUGGGCGGACCCCUGCGGCCAGUGAAAACCAUCACAAAACAGAUGACCCUCUUGCUCAAGGAGUAUCUGUCCUCCCGCGAUGUGGCCGAGGCGCAGCGCUGUCUGCGCGCCCUCGAGGUGCCCCACUACCAUCAUGAGCUCGUCUAUGAGGCCGUCGUGAUGACACUCGAAUCCUUAAGCCAGACCACCGAGGAAGCCAUGUGUGAGCUACUCAAGUCGCUCGAUCUAACGUGUCUGGUUCUACCAGCUGGCAUGGAGCAGGGCUUCAUGCGCGUCUUUGAUGACAUGGCGGAUAUUGUGCUGGACGUGCCAUUGGCGUAUAUAAUACUCGAUCGAUUUGUAGAACGAUGCAAUCGUGCCGGCUUCCUAACCGACAAGAUUAUCAACAAUGUGCCAUCGCGUGGACGCAAACGAUUUGUCUCUGAGGGCGACGGCGGACACGUUAAGCCGGCAACUUUGCCUAUGCGCGACUAAAUAGCAAGGAUCGAAUGACUUCAAUUUGGGGCAGUAGGAGCAGCAGCCGAAGCAGCAGUAGAAGCAGCAUACAACAAUAACAAAAAAAUAUGAAAGAAAAAAGAUCAAUAUCACAAAACAAAAUACCGUUAAACGCAAGCAACAACAACAGCAACAGCUUAACACACAAAACUUAAGAGACGAAGAUAGAAUGAUAGCUGGAGGGAGGGGAGAGAGAGACAGAGAAAGAGUAUACAAAGAAAAAGUUGUUUCUCUUGUUGUUGUUGCACAUGGAAUAAUAAAAUGAGAACAUAAAAUAAAAAUAAAACUAAAAAAAAAAGUAACUACAAAUAACAAUCAAUCGGAAAUUGAUCUCCGUUUAAACUAUAUGAGUAAUAUAUACAUAUGCAUGCAUACAUACAUACACAUAUAUAUAUAUAUCUACCUAUAAACAAAAUUAUUUUAAAAAUAUUUUUAAAAUAAUGCAACAAAAAAGAAUAUGGAAACAACGACAACAACGGAAACAGCAAUAAACACUACAUACAAACACUUAACACACACUCACAGGUCUAUAGACAGACACCAAUACUUUCGAAGAGCGAGUGCAGGAAAGCAAGAGAUAGAGAGAGAGAAAGAAAGAGUGCGCGCGAAAAAAGCUGAUGAGAGCAAUUUUCGUCGCUGCCGCAGCUGCAGGCUGCAGGCUGCAGCAGUAAAUGGAACUGCAAACAUAUUUACUUAUACGAAACUGUUAUACACACACAAAUUCACAUGAACACAAUCACAAACUGAAACACAGACACAGAGACACCGUUAUUAUUACUAGACAUUUAACACACAACUAAAAUUUAUUAGAAUAUACAACUAAGUCUAAGAGAAAUCCAUGCAAGCAAACAAAAAUGAAUAGUUACAGAUUAUAUUACGAUAAUUGUGUUAUGUUUAAGUUUUCAUGCGACAGAAAAGAGAAGAAAGCAGCUAACGCAAACAAAUGAAUUCAUUAUUCACAUAUUCACAGAUAUACUUAAUAUUUAUGUUUGGCCCCUAGAAAACAUUUCAAAUAUGUGUAUUUUUAAAAUCCGGCACAUCGAUUUCAAUUCCAGAUUCGUUAAAUCUCUUUUAACUUUGUAUUACAACAUUUGCGGUUAGUUUUUUUGAUUGUAUUUUACAUUUUACACGUUUCAAGCACACACACAUAUAUAAACACAUACACACACAAUCCAUUUUUACCAUUGGAGCAAUAAUGCAAAUUGCAAGAGCAGUUUCUUACUUUUAAGCAUAAGAAA